AUGAGAUUCCUUUUCACGAUUCGCGGAGCGCCAGAUCAGAUCACGCGUAAAACGAAAACAACCGAAAGAGAGCAGAUGGCGAACAUUGAGAAGAUUCUUCUAGAUGUUCAAACUGGUCAAGGAACUAUGCUCGCAAAACUUGCGGAAAUAGUGACGAAGCAAACCGAGCUAGAACAGAAAAUAGACAGCGUGAUAGCAAAAUCAAAUGUAAUUGAGGAGCGCAUUAAAAUAGUUGAAAAAUCUGAACGGAAGACAGAGGCUAAGAUUGACGACCUUGAAAAUAGGAGCCGCCGGCUGAACUUGGUUUUUUAUGGGGUGCCAGACAAUGAGCGCCAAGAAACGUGGGAAAAAUCUGAGAGCCUGAUUAAAGAUAUUUGCAGUGACGUGCUCAAGCUUGAUAACAUUCCGAUCGAGCGAGCCCACCGGCUGGGUGCCUUCACGGAGGGGCGCACUAGGCCUAUUGUCGCAAGUUUCUCAGGGUGGAAAGCUAGGGAAAGUGUUAUGCGUAAUGCUUACAAAUUUAAGAACACUUCAUUCAGUGUAUCUGAAGACUUCAGUCAUGCUGUUCGCGAAAAGCGACGGCUUCUUUGGAAUUAUGCAAAGGAAAAGAGAGAUAGCAAAGAAUACCGAGUGCGCCUUAACUAUGAUAAGCUUACAAUCAACGGAAAGACGUUCGUAUGGGACAGUGAAAUAAACCAACCCGUCCUGCUUCGUGCACAUGCGCGAUCUCAAGGAGGUGACUGACGUGACGUCAGUCAUCCAAGGACCGGA
Molecule: messenger RNA, 771 nt
Organism: Rhipicephalus sanguineus (brown dog tick)
Lineage: Eukaryota; Metazoa; Arthropoda; Arachnida; Ixodida; Ixodidae
Exons: 1
Coding region: 1-744 (247 amino acids)
Biological process (GO): retrotransposition
Cellular component (GO): ribonucleoprotein complex
Molecular function (GO): single-stranded RNA binding
Source: RefSeq, a predicted model, not a curated record